Molecule: messenger RNA, 4948 nt
Organism: Clupea harengus (Atlantic herring)
Lineage: Eukaryota; Metazoa; Chordata; Actinopteri; Clupeiformes; Clupeidae
Gene: ptk2aa
Product: protein tyrosine kinase 2aa
Exons: 37
Coding region: 323-3745 (1140 amino acids)
Biological process (GO): protein phosphorylation; signal complex assembly
Cellular component (GO): cytoskeleton; focal adhesion
Molecular function (GO): protein tyrosine kinase activity; ATP binding
Source: RefSeq, a predicted model, not a curated record
ACACACACACACACACACAUGCACACGGAUACGCACACACACAGACAUUUCCAUCUGCGAGAGACCGGGAAGGCUUUUCUCCAUGGCAGGACUGACUUGUUAUUAGCUUGGCUGAAGCUGUGGCUGGUGAGAAAGAGGGCAGCUCGCACAUGGGAGAUCUUCUCUGGGCUCUUUGUGUGCUAAGGAACAGAUCUGUGGGAUAAUAUCACCGUGCACUCGCUCAGACCCCCGGAGCACGACUCUCUCUCGCGCUCGCUCUCUCUCUCUCUCUCUCUCUCUCUAUCUGUCUGUCUCUGUCUCUCUCUCGCUGGCUCGCUCUUUCAUGGAAGGACUAUACCACGAUAUUUCACGGAUUUCCUACUACACAGAAUAUGACAGACACCUAGCACACAGCAAAGGCAUGGCGACGGCGGCGUACCUGGACCCUAACCUGAACCACGCUCUGGCCGGGGGGGCCAAGUCGCGCCUCAGCACGGGGACGGAGCGCGCCCCGGCGGCCCCCGACAGGGUUCUGAAGGUCUUCCACCACUUCGGCGACAACAGCGAGCACAGCAAAUGGUCCAGCAACAUCAGGCACGGAGACGGCACUGAUGUCAGGGGAAUCAUCCAGAAGAUUGUGGACAUCCACAAGGUGAAAUGCGUGGCCUGUUUCGGGCUGCGCCUCAGCCACGUGCAGUCCGGCGAGGUGCACUGGCUCCACCCGGACAUGGGCGUGUCCCACGUGAGGGAGAACUACGAGCAGAACAAGCCUCAGGACGAGUGGAGGUAUGAGUUACGGAUCCGCUACCUGCCAAAGGGAUACCUGAAUCAGUUUGCUGAAGACAAGCCCACACUCAACUACUUCUAUCAGCAGGUGAGGAAUGACUAUAUGGUGGAGUUUGCUGAUCAGGUCGAGCAAGACAUUGCACUUAAGCUGGGAUGCCUCGAGAUUCGGAGGUUCUUCAGAGAAAUGAGGGGAAAUGCCCUGGACAAGAAAUCAAACUAUGAACUAUUAGAGAAAGAUGUGGGCCUUAGAAGAUUUUUCCCCAAGAGUUUGCUGGAUUCCGUUAAGGCCAAAUCACUGCGCAAACUGAUCCAGCAGACCUUCAAGCAGUUCGCCAACAUGAACGACGAACAGAGCAUCCUAAAGUUCUUCGAGAUCCUGUGGCCGGUCUACAGAUUUGAUAAGGAGUGUUUCAAAUGUGCUCUUGGGUCGAGCUGGGUGAUCUCUGUGGAGCUGGCCAUCGGGCCGGAGGAGGGAAUCAGCUACCUGACAGACAAAGGCUCAACGCCAACCCAUCUGGCCAACUUCACGCAGGUGCAGACCAUCAAUUACUCAUGCCUGGAGGACAAGGAGCGCAAAGGCAUGCUGCAACUCAAUGUGGCCGGAGCCGCUGAGCCUCUCACAGUGACCACGCCGUCCUUCCCCAUAGCGGAGAACAUGGCCGACCUGAUAGACGGCUACUGUCGGCUGGUCAACGGCGCCACACAGUCCUUCAUCGUCCGACCCCAGAAAGAGGGUGAGAGAGCUCUUCCAUCAAUACCCAAGGUUACCAACAAUGAGAAGCGUAUCGAGGCGGUCCGAGCCGGGGUGCGGGCCAUCUCUGUGUCAGACCUAGUGCCUCAGAGCCCUCCCAAGUCGGCUAAAGCCCGGCGCUUUCUUCUUCCUUUCGUCUUCUGCUCCCGUGAACCUUCACCCAACGAGGAUGUUAGUGGGGAUGAAACUGAUGACUAUGCGGAGAUCAUAGACGAGGAGGAUACCUACACCAUGCCCUCUAUGGCCACAGGAACUGUGCUGCUAUCUACACCUGAGAAUACCACAGCAGAGGGCUAUGGCGUAGUUGAAGCCCGGGACUAUGAGAUCCAGAGGGAGCGGAUCGAGCUGGGCCGCUGCAUCGGGGAGGGACAGUUUGGAGACGUCCAUCAGGGAGUCUACGCCAGCACGGAGAAUCCCACUCUGUCUGUGGCCAUCAAGACCUGUAAGAACUGCACCUCGGACAGCGUCCGCGAGAAGUUCCUACAGGAGGCCUUGACCAUGAGACAGUUUGACCAUCCCAACAUUGUGAAGCUGAUCGGCGUCAUCACAGAAAACCCAGUUUGGAUUAUCAUGGAGCUGUGCACCAUGGGAGAGCUGAGGUCCUUCCUACAAGUCAGGAAAUACAGUCUGGAUCUGGCGUCACUAAUACUCUUUGCGCACCAGCUAAGCACAGCGCUGGCCUAUCUGGAGAGCAAGCGCUUUGUGCACAGGGACAUCGCUGCCAGAAACGUCCUAGUGUCUUCCGCUGACUGUGUGAAACUGGGAGACUUUGGGCUCUCCAGAUACAUGGAGGACAGCUCCUACUACAAAGCCUCCAAAGGGAAACUGCCCAUCAAAUGGAUGGCUCCAGAGUCCAUCAACUUCAGGCGAUUCACCUCCGCCAGUGAUGUGUGGAUGUUUGGUGUGUGCAUGUGGGAGAUCCUCAUGUUCGGCAUCAAGCCCUUCCAGGGUGUGAAGAACAACGACGUAAUCGGGCGGAUCGAGAACGGCGAGCGGCUGGCCAUGCCACCCAACUGCCCCCCGACCCUCUACAGCUUGAUGACCAAGUGCUGGGCCUACGACCCCAGCAAGAGGCCCCGCUUCACGGAGCUCAAGACUCAGCUCAGCACCAUCCUGGACGAGGAGAAGGCUCAGCAGGAGGAGAGGAUGAGGAUGGAGAUGAGGAGGCAGGUCACCGUCUCUUGGGACUCGGGCGGCUCCGACGAGGCUCCCCCUAAACCCAGUAGACCUGGCUACCCCAGUCCUCGCUCCAGUGAGGGCUUCUACCCCAGCCCUCAGCAUGCUGGGCAGCACAACCAUUAUCAGGUGUCUGGUUACCCCUCGCCGCACGGCAGCAUGUCCUCCAUGCCCAGCGGAGGCUACCCCCCUCAGGCCUCCGUCCUGGACCCCCAUGACUCCUGGAACCACCACAGACCACAGGACGUUCCCAUGUGGUCCCCCAAUGUAGAGGACGGAGGGGCUCUAAGCCAGGUGCUGCCCCCCCACCUGAUGGAGGAGCGGCUGAUGAUGCAGCAGCAGCAGAUGGAGGAGGACCAGCGCUGGCUGGAGCAGGAGGAGAGCUUCUUGAAGCCGGAAUCCAGGAACUCGAGGGGCAGCUUUGACCGCGAGGAUGGCAGUCUCCAGGGCCCAACGGGAAACCAGCACAUAUACCAGCCCGUGGGCAAGCCAGAGCAUGCAGCUCCCCCCAAGAAGCCCCCUCGGCCUGGCGCUCCUGGCAUGGGCAGCCUGGCCAGCCUCAACCCCACCGACAGCUACAACGAAGGAGUCAAGCCCUGGAGGAUACAGCCUCAGGAGAUCAGCCCUCCUCCCACAGCGAACCUGGACCGGUCCAACGACAAGGUGUAUGAGAAUGUGACAGGCCUGGUGAAGGCCGUCAUCGAAAUGUCCAGUAAAAUCCAGCCGGCUCCACCCGAGGAGUACGUGCCCAUGGUGAAGGAAGUGGGACUGGCCCUGAGGACUCUGCUGGCCACAGUGGACGAAACCAUUCCCAUCCUUCCCACUAGCACACACAGAGAGAUCGAGAUGGCCCAGAAGCUGUUGAACUCUGACCUGGGUGAGUUAAUCAACAAGAUGAAGUUGGCCCAGCAGUACGUGCUCACCAGUUUGCAGCAGGACUACAAGAAGCAGAUGCUCACCGCCGCUCACGCGCUGGCCGUGGACGCCAAGAACCUCCUGGACGUCAUCGACCAGGCCAGGCUCAAGAUGCUGGCCCAGUCCAGACCGCACUAGCCUAGCCUAGCUUCCCACAGGAGCCUACGAGGUUGUUUCUCAGCGGGAAAAGGGAAGGGGCCAAAGCACAGCAGCACCAGAGACGAUCGCCCUGCGAUGAGGUGGUUUGGGAUUGCAAGCUGGUGCUGUCGAGUGCAAGGACUUUCAGUGCAAAGAAAGGAUAGGACUUUGCCCGUUCUCAUUCCACGCGUUUUUUUGUUUGUUUUGAACACUUGGACUCCUCUUUGCUGCUUCUCCAUUCUCCCGACGGCUGGAGAUCGACAGCAAGAAAAAGAACUCUUUUGUUUUUACUCUUCUGCCUCGUCUUUGUUCGUGAUGAUUCUUUUUUUUGUUUUUGUUUAUUCCGUUCUGUUUGUAUCCUGAGGUGAAUUUUAUUUCAGGUGGAGGCGACAGAUACCCUUCCUCCCCUCAGUGCAAAAUUCAACUAGCUGGAAAACAGCAUCAACUGGAACCCAUGAAGGAGCUCUUCUCUUGUUUUUCCAUUGCUGUCCAGUUCUGGGCAAUCCCAAAGUUUGACACUUUUAUUGUAUCUACUCAGACACAUUUCUUUUUUUUUUAUGUCCAAUAGUAUCUCAGCCUAUAUGCUAGUCCCUGCAUUCUGGAUUUAAAAUAUCUAUUUUGGAGGCUAUUUCAAUGCUCUUAUUCCCCCUGUUGUGUAGGCUCAGGGUUAUCCUCAACAACAAAUGGAAAUCCUAUUUCCUUACUGAACAAAUAUCACACCACUUUCUAAGUUAACUAAUAAGAGUAUAAAAAUAAAUAUAUUUUUAAGUGGACAGAACUUCUGGGGUGAACGUUGUUGAUGACUGUUGGAAGGAGCCUGUAAGGAGGCAUGCCUAUAUAUUGAAAGGAUGGUUCAUGCUUCCAAGGCUGAGGUGAAGAAAGGCGAACAGCAUCGCUGCUUACGGCAGUCAUGGUCAAUAGAAAACGAGCACAUCACUGCUAGAAACAAGAUUCAUUUGCAGUUCUCCAGAUAAACAUGUUACUUUAUAUAUAUUUAAGCCAUGUUUUCCUAUUUGACCUACCCUUUUAUUACUUCCCUUGACAGAGGGGUGGAUGAAGAUCUCUCCUUGGGUUUGGGUCACUCUUGCUCCCACGUGUACAGUACAAUCUAUUAAUGAGAUCACUAGUCAUUUUGGGUAUAAAUUAUUCUCAGGAAGAAUUGACUGUACAGUUCCUUUAACUAAUAAAAAUGUGUUAUCUGUA